Molecule: messenger RNA, 700 nt
Organism: Anopheles moucheti
Lineage: Eukaryota; Metazoa; Arthropoda; Insecta; Diptera; Culicidae
Exons: 3
Coding region: 22-654 (210 amino acids)
Source: RefSeq, a predicted model, not a curated record
UGCACGCUCCAGUUGUUUCCGAUGCAUCCUAAGCUGCACACUGGACUCAAAAUGAAGUCUUUGCCAGUUGUGGUAAUUGCUGCGAUCCUUGCUGUUUCCAUUGUGGAUGCGUUCAUUGAGAAUUCGUUUGAACAAAUUAUGGGGUGUAAGCAGUACAACAGUGGAGCAAAGUAUCAUGGUGCAGUCAAAUACUUUUCCACGGCAAGCAUGCGGCACGUCGGUAGUACAGGCCGCUCCAAGUUCUUCAAGUUCGCAAUAUUUGGCCCUAGCGAUGGACUCGUUCGUUAUGGUAAAACGGUAUAUCCUUACGAUAGCGAUGGCAUUGAGAUUGUGCUAGGUGGAUGGAAAAACACUAAGAGUGCUGGACGACGACAGCGCCGAACGGCAACGCACCAAAACGUUAACACACUGCUCGCCGAGGCUCCAACGCCAUAUCUGAUGUCCCAGUACGGUCCAAUAAUGUUUGUGCUGGAGGUGUUCGACGAUGGUCAAGUGAAAGUACGUAGGUAUGGUCAAUCAACACCUUUCCUAUCGUUUAACGACACGAACCGUACACCUGUUGACUACAUGGCGUUUGCCAAGGGUGAUCAAGAUUUGAUUUUCUUUUACGAUUGCCCGUUGGGGAAUCCCAACCGAGUGGAUGCCCUAAAAUAAUGUCAAACGACAACAAUAAAAAAUUCGCACUUUGCUACAACAGUGA